UCUAAGAUGGCUGCGCCCGUUGAUGCAAUGUGUAUGAAAUAGUUUUUAAUGAUUUAAUAAGUUGACCGGCGUGCUCAUGCUAUGCGACUCGCACCAAGACUUUCUUUAAGAAUAAUCCAUAAUUUGAAACAGGUGGCUCAUCUCUCAGAAAUGCAGAACCCAUCCAAACCAACCAUCUUAAAUCUGCCUGUGACACAGAAAGUUGAUCCUGCCCAAGUGAAAGUCGCAGCUGAGAGCCUUCUAAAUGGGAACAUCAUAGCUGUUCCAACAGACACUAUAUAUGGAGUUGCUGGGCUUGUACAGAAUUCAGAAGCCAUCAGGAAGAUUUACAACAUCAAAAAUCGGGACCAGGCAAAGCCUAUUGCCAUAAGUGUUGGCAAUGUCGCAGAUUUUUACAAAUGGAGUAAAGUUAUUCUACCUCAGGGACUUUUAGACGAUCUCUUGCCGGGCCCAGUUACAAUUGUGCUACAAAGAUCGUCGCAACUCAACCCAGACCUAAACCCUGGCACACCGCUUGUUGGCAUUCGCAUUCCUAAUCACCCAUUUAUCAUUGAACUGGCACGAAAAUGUGGUGGACCCAUUGCGCUCACUAGUGCUAACAUAUCGUCAACUAAGAGCACAUUGAAUACACGGGAGUUUGCAGAGUUAUGGCCUCAGCUGGAUGUGAUUUGUGACGGGGGACAACUAGGGGACACAGAGUUUUCAAGACGAGGGUCCACAGUUGUAGAUCUAUCAGUGAGAGGGAAAUACAGGAUCAUUAGGGAUGGCAGUGCCAAAAAAGAGACCGUUGAAGUCCUAGAACGAUACAGUCUACAAGACGCGGCUUCUUGAUGUCAGCUGUGUAUAGACAAUAUAUAGACAUAAUUUAUCAACUGUGUUAUAUCAAUCAUUGGAAAUUGUAAAGUGCAAUUUCAUGUUCUGUAAAAUGACAUUACUGACUGCUAGUAACAGUUAACUGUUUUUAUUUACAUUGUAUACUAUAUUGUUUAAAAUAUAUUUCUUAGUGUUGGCACAAAUUUUUCCAUACUAGCCAGAACACUACAUGAGACACUGAAUAACCCACUUAACAAAACCAGUGCAUUACUGUAUGUAGCUUUUUAAAGCACUUUUGUGCACUUAUCUCAAAGGUCAAGGUCAAUGUUUAUAUGAUAUAGAUUUAAUAGUAAUAAUUUGUAUUUCCAUCAUAACUGUUAAACAAAGAAUGGAAAUUCAAUCAAUUUUAGACUUUAUAUAAGAAUGUCAUUUUCAUCAUUGGAGAACGGUGUUAAAGUUAUGGUCUAUAUAAGCAUUUAAGGUUCAAAACUACAUAUUGAAAAGCACAAAAACAAAAAGAUUUUUUUUUUUUUUUUUUUUUUUUAGUUUUUCAUUAUUUUUUCAAACUGACUAUAAAAACAAUAGGGUCGGCGCCUAUUCCGUAGGUAGGGUCGGGUAACCCGAACCAAAUGUAUUAUUUUUUUUAGGCCUUAUCUUAAAGGUCAAGGCCAAACUUAGAGGUCAAUGAUAUUCAAUAUGGAUUUCAUAGCAAUAUUUCUUGUCUUUGGCUCUCAGCCAUAACUGCUUAAUCAAGAAUUGAUAUUAAAUCGAUUUCUUCACGUUUCUUAGAGCAUACCGUAAUGAUAAGGUGUGUCAUACAUAGAAUUUGUGCUUAUCUAAAAGCUCAAGGUCAAUCUUAGUGGUCAAUGUUAUACAAUAUGGAUUCCAUAGCAAUUACUUGUGUCUUGGCAAUAACUUGAUUAUUAUAAAUUGAAAUUCAAUCAAUUUCUUCACAUUUGUAGAACACCAUUGGAAGGUCUGUCAUGCACAAAAUAUGAAGGUCAUGGUCACACUUGGAGAUUAGUGUUGCAAAAAUAUGGAUUAGGAUUUCAUAAUACCAAUAAAAGUUGUGUCUCAGCCAUUACCUUCUAUUCAAAUUUCUCUCAUAUACAAAUGGCUAUCACUUUGACUAGACAUAAUCUGGGGCAUUUAUGAUGAAUCUCAUGAUCUAUGACAUGGCUUGAUUCUUUAAGUAUUUAUUUGUAACAAUAGCUUUAAAGAGGGUAUUUUUGUUUUAUCAAUCAUAUUUUACAUCAACAUUUUAUGACAACAUGUGUAUUUGUGAACGGAAUUCCACAUUUCUUACAAAAUUGUACUCAUGAAUUAUGUUUUGAGCUGUGUGUUUCAAGGACUCCAUUUUAUUUUAUAUUAAAAGGAAUUGGUUU
Messenger RNA from Mya arenaria, 2198 nucleotides. Its product is annotated as threonylcarbamoyl-AMP synthase-like. Gene Ontology annotation, molecular function: nucleotidyltransferase activity; tRNA binding; double-stranded RNA binding. Gene Ontology annotation, biological process: regulation of translational fidelity. The coding region runs from base 82 to 831 and encodes 249 amino acids. The transcript is spliced from 5 exons. Gene Ontology annotation, cellular component: cytoplasm. The record is from RefSeq and is a predicted model, not a curated record. Lineage: Eukaryota; Metazoa; Mollusca; Bivalvia; Myida; Myidae.